AUGUUUCAAGGAAAUCUUUCCCGAGUAACUGAGUUCAUCCUUGCUAGGUUAACAGACAAACCUGAGCUGCAGCUGCCCCUCUUCCUCCUCUUCCUAGGAAUCUAUGUGGUCACAGUGGUGGGGAAUCUGGGUAUGAUCACCCUGAUACUAUUCAGUUCUCACCUGCACACACCCAUGUAUUAUUUCCUCAGUAGUCUGUCCUUCAUUGACCUCUGCCAGUCCACCGUCAUUAUUCCCAAAAUGCUGGUGAACUUUUUGGCAGUAAAGAACGUCAUAUCCUAUCCUGAAUGCAUCAUGCAGUUCUACUUUUUCGUUAUUUUUGCUAUUGCAGAGUGUCACAUGCUAGCUGUGAUGGCAUAUGACCGCUACGUUGCCAUCUGUAACCCCUUGCUGUACAAUGCUGUGAUGUCCUAUCAAGUCUGUUCCUGGAUGAUAUUUGGAGUAUAUUGUAUGGCUUUGAUUGGUGCCACAGCUCACACAGUCUGCAUGCUAAGAGUACAUUUCUGUGAGGCUGAUAUAAUAAACCAUUACUUCUGUGAUCUUUCCCCACUCCUGGAACUCUCUUGUUCUGAUACUUUUAUUAAUGAAGUAGUAGUUUUAUGCUUCAGUGUUUUUAACAUCUUUGUUCCAACUCUGACUAUUCUAAGCUCUUACAUCUUCAUCAUUGCCAGCAUCCUCCAGAUUAAAUCCACUGAGGGCAGGUCCAAAGCCUUCAGCACCUGCAGCUCACACAUAUCAGCUGUUGCUGUCUUCUUUGGUUCCCUUGCAUUCACAUACUUGCAGCCAUCAUCAGUCAGCUCCAUGGACCAAGGGAAAGUGUCUUCUGUAUUCUAUACCAUUGUUGUGCCCAUGCUGAACCCCUUGAUCUACAGCCUGAGAAAUAAGGAUGUCAAAGUUGCUCUAAAUAAGUUCCUUGAAAGAAAGCUUUACUUGUGAACAAGACUGAUUUGUCUUUACUAAAAUUUUUGUUUAGAGGGCUAGCAAACAGUUCAGAUGGAUAAGUAUAGCCACCAUAAGAUA
Molecule: messenger RNA, 1020 nt
Organism: Grammomys surdaster
Lineage: Eukaryota; Metazoa; Chordata; Mammalia; Rodentia; Muridae
Product: olfactory receptor 150-like
Exons: 1
Coding region: 1-936 (311 amino acids)
Biological process (GO): sensory perception of smell; G protein-coupled receptor signaling pathway
Cellular component (GO): membrane
Molecular function (GO): G protein-coupled receptor activity; odorant binding; olfactory receptor activity
Source: RefSeq, a predicted model, not a curated record